Oryzias latipes (Japanese medaka) is the source of this 5338-nucleotide messenger RNA. The record is from RefSeq and is a predicted model, not a curated record. NCBI's taxonomy places the organism in Eukaryota, Metazoa, Chordata, Actinopteri, Beloniformes, Adrianichthyidae.
CAACUUGGAACAUCUGCUGGAACAUUUAACACUAGAACUAUUUUUAUUGAUUGUUGUUCUGUUGUCCUGUAACAUUUGGAAUUAUUCAAACAGUUAUCUGUUACCAAUAAACCCUUUCUUGCUUUCUCAUGCAGGAUGUCAGCUGCCAACUGCUCCUUUGAUCCAAUCACUGAAAAGGAGUGGCUUUGUUCCCCAGAACAGAGGUGUGUCAACCUGACCUCUGGCGUGAAUGGCAGUCUCAUUGAUCUGGAUAAUGCGUGUCUGACAGAGGAAGAGUAUUUAGAAAAGUAUCUUGGCCCACGCCGAUCAUCUGUGUUCCUUCCCGUCUUCCUGAGCUAUCUGGUCAUCUUCUUGGUUGGCGUUGUAGGAAAUAUGCUGACUUGCACUGUCAUUGCUCGCAACAAGGUCAUGUGGACGCCAACCAACUACUACUUGUUCAGCUUGGCUGUGUCUGACCUGUUGGUACUGCUGCUCGGUAUGCCUUUGGAACUGUAUGAGCUGUGGCAAAACUACCCCUUUCUCCUCGGGAAGGGAGGCUGCUACUUCAAAACGUUCUUAUUUGAAACGGUCUGCUUGGCAUCCAUUCUCAAUGUGACAGCGCUGAGCAUUGAGCGAUACAUAGCCGUGGUCCACCCACUAAAAGCAAAGUAUGUUGUGACGCGCACCCAUGCCAAGAGGGUCAUUCUUACAGUGUGGGGCGUGUCAGUGCUGUGCUCUGUUCCCAACACAAGCCUACAUGGAAUCAGCAUCCUUCACAUUCCCUCCACCGGGCCAGCUGGAAACCGAAAUGAAGAGAUUCCUGACUCAGCCAUAUGCACGCUGGUGAAACCUCGCUGGAUCUACAACCUGACCAUCCAGCUCACCACCUUUCUGUUUUUCAUUCUUCCCAUGCUCACCAUCAGCGUUCUCUACAUGCUCAUUGGAUUGCAGCUGAAGCGUGAAAAGAUGCACCAAGCACUGGAGGCCAAGUCUGGGUUUGGACAGGAAAGUUUUUGUAAUAUCCGCACACGGCAACAGAAGAUACGGCGCCGGCAAGUCACAAAGAUGUUAUUUGUUUUAGUUGUUGUUUUUGGGAUCUGCUGGGCACCAUUUCACACUGACCGCCUCAUGUGGAGUUUCAUUAAUGAAUGGACUGACAGCCACAGGGAAAUCUUCGAGUAUGUGCACAUCAUCUCGGGAGUGUUUUUCUAUCUCAGCUCGGCAGUCAACCCAAUCCUCUACAACCUCAUGUCGACACGCUUCAGAGAAAUGUUCAAGGAGGUCAUGUGCCACAGGCAGCACAACAUCACGCCCAGGAAAAACUCUCUGAGUGUCACCCGGCUGACACUGCGCAGCACCCUCAGCGAUGCACCGCUCAGCAACCGAACCGCCGCUGUUGAAACCGAGGGCGGAGAUGGAGAACUCAGAAAGAAAGACGAGAUUACUGAAUCAAAAAAAUAUUAGCAAAAUGAUCUGAGGUCAUGUGCAGUGGUUAUGCCGUUUAGGAGGGCAUGUCUGUUCUGACCCCGUGCAUUCAUCAUGUGUAAUCUGCAGCCAUUAUCUACAGGUUUGUGUCAAAGUGGCAUCUGAGUGGAAGCAUUGUGGAAAAGGGUGAAUCAUUGCACAGAUGCUUUCAGACAGCGUGUGUUAUUUAUAGGAUGUCAUUAGGAAACUAUUGGACAAUGUAUUGUUCACCCAGCACUCAUACACUUACACAACCUCCUACCUUUUCUACAAACAUCUGUGAAAACCUUAAGUCAUUGAAAUUGUCAACCUUUGAAGUACGACUUGUGAAUGUACAACUACAUGUCUUACCCAGUAAAACUCUUUUAAAUGAUAAUUUGAUUAGUAAGCACUUUUUUCAAAAUAUUACUACAAAAAUAGCAUUUAAAAAAGCAAAAAUGUACAAGUUGGUACAGGUCAGUGAAAAGGUAAACAAAUAAACACACAAAAUGUGCUUAUCUUCAUUGUGAAUGUAUUAAACUCUAUGAUACGAUUUGAGAACUACACAGUAUACUUUAUUAAUGAAUAUAUCUGUCUAUUUUUGAUUCAUUAGAUGGUUGUUUGCUCCAGAAAAUGUCAUUUGUGUGCUUUAUUUUAUGUGUUUAUGGUCUGGCAGUAUAAAAGCACCAUUUUCCUUUUAUUAAAAAGCAGGUAAUUUCAGUACAUUUAGCUGUAUAAUAGCUGUUUCAUGGAUACAUUAUUUUUCAUGUUCUUAGCUCAGUGUCAAAUUACAAGAUUAUGUUGAAAACUUUAGCAUCUGUAUGAUGAAUGUAUUUAUAAACUACACAAAGAAAUGUUUGGGUGUAUGAAUGUGGGGGUAGAAAAAGGGUUUCGUUUUAAAAAAUGUGUGGCCCACAAAAGUUCGGUUAAUCAUAUUCAAUCAAGGUAAAAAGUUCAUAAGCUGUUGCAUUUAACUCAGUAAUUUAAAGCACAACUUACAUCAAAAGCCGUUCCCCUUUCACUGCAGCAUGUCAAAGCUCCUCAUAGUAGAGCAGGGUUCAUUGCAACUAAUUUGAAAGAUUCAUCUCAGUCUUUCAACAAAAUAGAAUAGGGGAUGUAACUCAAUAGAAUUGUUUUGUCAUCUAAAUUAAUCUUUAUUAUUACGGUUGCAGUGGGAUUUCUCUGACUUCCUAUAGUGAUUUCUAUAUGAAGUGCCACCGCUCCUAGUCAGUGCUGCUGCACGACUGUAGUGUAAACACCUUGGUGGGAAAAAGGAGUUUUAGAGGUUUGUUCAUAUAUCUGCAACCCUCAUUAAAAAAAACAAGUCAUUACUGGUUACAACAAUGAAAACAAUAAUCCUAAGAAAACUAGUUAUUUUUAAUUCUGUAAUAAACCUGAACAGAGUUUUUGUGUAAAUUGUAGUUGAAAAAAAUGAAAGGGUGUAUUUCAGAUGUCUGGAACGUAAGGAGAGCAAAACCAUCUCUCUCAAGCAUGGCUCCCACCAAACGUGUACUGAGCACAAGCAACAGUGCGUGUGCAAAAUAGAGCAGGUCUGACUGAAAGUGUUGCAAAGUAACUUUAAGUAGCUUCUGUUUACAUUGUAUUUAUCAGAGAGAUAAUUUAGAGAUUUGAGGAAUAAUCUAGCAGGAAAAUGUGUCAAAAGAGAAGAAAGGAAGCAAAAACGUUGCCAAAACAGCGUACUUCACGAGCGCUGAUAUUUUUAUAAUCUCUAAAUGAGUAUGUGAAUCCUAUUUCUAAAUUACUUGUAUUUUAUAGUUUUACAGAUUACAUGUCGAUUUUAUAAUCGUCUUCAAACCUUUUUCAGAUGUGUAUGCUUUGCGUGGGGCAACAAUUGAUGUCUAAAACUGCACCAAAACACCUCAAAACAGAACUAGUUGUUAAUUUAAAGAAAAACUAAAAGUGGUAGUUAAGUUUCAUUUUAAGAAAAGAAAAUUUCAAGUUACAUGAAAUGUCAUUCACUCUGGUUGCUGCCUGUGGCUUCCAGAGCAGUGCCACUGAAUUUCCCUCUAGAAACAGAACUGUAAUAUAGAUCCAUUUUGUAAGCUUGUGGUAAACAUCCACAAGUAUGAUGUCUCUUUAGCACCUAUAUUACUUAAAUGUGUCUGCUCUAUUUCUUGCCACAUAUUAUAGCCAGAGUCCCUCACUAAAUAAUAUUUUAAUGUGUUUAGGGUGGAACAUACACUUUGGCUUAAAUGAGAAAUAGGAAACAUAUUUGCAUUGCUUUGACACACACAUAUCACUCCAGGUGACGUCCUAUGGAGAGGUCAUAUCUGCAGAAGAUGUGACACAACAGAAAGUUAAAGUAGAAGGUUUUUUUUUUCAUGCUGCAAGUUUGGCUAAGUGUCACAGCAUCAGUGGUUAUUAGAAAACGGUUUUAUUUUUUUUUAGACCAGAAGACAUGUGGGCGUUGUAUGUGGGAGUUUGUGUAACUGGUUUAAUUGGGUCUGCAGAAAAAGUCCCGAAACACUUCAGAGUAUAACGACUGGCUGGAUUUCUUCCAGGAAAAAGGCCACUAUUUGAACUGCAGUGUGUAACUCCAGUACUUUCUGAGUCAGUUCAGUUUUCCCAAGUGUAAGAGCAAACUGAACCAAGUGCCAAAUGCUUUAACCCCUUUUCUCAUAAAAAACCCCUCUGGUGAGAGGCAACGCUGACUAAAUUACUUUAAAUUAACUUUUAAACCACUUUCCCAAAUUCAUCAUCCAGAAUACCAAAGUGAGCAGAGAAAUUUGUCAUGAAGAUGGGAGCUACAGACGGGGACAAGUAAUGAUGGUGUCUGGUGUAAAUCUGUACAUAUUCUGUGGGGCUCAGUGGACAAUGUAAAAAGUGUGCCAUUGUAUAUAGUCAAUAUUUGAACUCUGAGGAAUAUUUAUCCAUUGAACAUGUUGAUGACUGCUGCUUUUUCAGAACUUUUAGUCAUCUGAGUAGGUCAAGUAAACUGUAUUUCUAUUUCAAGUCUCAAACUCCUGCUUUGAUAAUGGACACUCAGCUGCAUGUGAUGGUUAUUACUGUAAUGUUUAUGUUUGAUCAUUUUACUUUGGAACGUAAAAGCACCAGUAAUGAUCUUCAGAUCUGUUUUUUUUUUCUUUUGGGUUCUUUUCUACUGUUCACGUCUUUUAGUGUGGUGGAUUUCUGUCAUAUGAUAUAUGUGUUUUAUGAUGAGAUCUUUUGUUUUGAAUGUAUUGUGUAAAAUUCACAAUCUCAGCACGUUCCUGGUUGCCAUCAUCGUUCCUGGCUUUGCAAAGCUUUUAGUCGUGAUGACAGCCAUGUUUAACUGGUGUUGAUCCCUGUUGUAUUUAAUAAACCUAUUGUUAUCCAAUUUAAUGCCUAUGGUGAUCCUUGGAUUUGCAUGUCUUAUACACUGAACAAAAACAUGAAUGGAGAUGUCCCCAGACCAACCAAAUAAAACAAAACGUCACAUUUUAGAGUGGGUUUUUUUUUGUGGCUACUCUAAGGCACACCUGUGCAAAACUCAUGCUGUCUACUCAGCAUCUUGAUACAGCACACCUGUGACAUGGAUGGAUUAUUAUUAUUUUUAAAAAGUCAUUAUCACCGACUUAGACAUCAUAGGUUUGUCAUCUCGUGAAAAAACGAGAGCAAAAACAAAAGUGUUAUGUUUAUAUUUUUGUUCAGUGUAUAUCAAUUGUCAAACAGGGUAAACGUGGCUUUCAAUCAGUCUAGAAUUGUACUGGUUACAUAAUAACUAAUACAACACUGCCAACAUUUAAAUCCCAAUUAAACCUUUGCAAACAGCUUUUUUUGUAGAAUAAAUGUAUUAUAUUCAUGCUCUAAAAAAUAAAAGACAUUUUACUUAUGUGCAUCAUUAUGUAGUUACCUGCAUGUGACUGUGGACAUGAGUCAUUUCUUAUUAUGAGACAACGACCACACUUUUACAGCA